Lepidothrix coronata (blue-crowned manakin) is the source of this 529-nucleotide messenger RNA. RefSeq names its product leptin-like. Lineage: Eukaryota; Metazoa; Chordata; Aves; Passeriformes; Pipridae. Gene Ontology annotation, biological process: signal transduction. Gene Ontology annotation, cellular component: extracellular region. The transcript is spliced from 2 exons. Gene Ontology annotation, molecular function: hormone activity. The coding region runs from base 10 to 519 and encodes 169 amino acids. The record is from RefSeq and is a predicted model, not a curated record.
CCCGGCGGGAUGCGGUGUCCCGGCGUGUCCCUGUGGGGGCUCCUGUGCCUGGGGGUGGCCGUGGCCGGGGGUCGCCCCGUGCGGCUCGAGAGGGUCCGCGGGGACGCUCGGACCCUCACCCGGACCCUCAGCACCCGCCUCCAGCAGCUGCAGCUGUUCCCCCUGACCCUGCGUGUCACCGGCCUGGAGGGGGUCCCGGAGGGGGGUGUCCCGGACGGGGGGGUCCCGGCGGGGCUGGGGGUGGCAGCCCAGCGGCUCCAGCUGUUCCAGCGGCUCCUGGGGGCGGUGCCCGGGGGUGACCUGCGCCUGGCACAGGUGGCCAACGACCUGGAGAACCUGCACAGCCUCCUGGGGGUCCUGGGGGCCCUGCUGGGCUGUCCCCCGCCCCGCGACCCCCCCCCGGCCCCCCCGGCCCCGCUGGCCGAGGCUCCCCACACCGUGGCCGGGGUGGCCCUGGUGCGGCUCCGGGGGUGCCUGGAGGGGAUCGCCGCCCACCUCGAGGGGGACCCCGCCUGUUAGGGACCCCCGG